AUGCCGGGCAUCACCAUCAACCGUCAGUUUGGAAAUUUCCGCUUCCUCUUCGUCGCCCUCGAAACCGCCAGUCUUCACCAGACGCACCUGAACGCAGCACGAGGUCUGCGCGGCAGCGGCGGCCUGUUUGAAGUGGAGCGCGUCGGCCGCAGACUCAUGUGUGACUUCGAGGACAGAGACGCGUUCUGGGAGUUCCUGAUUUCACCUGGGAAGGGGAAAAGAAAGAGGAAGAACUCCCAAAAGGCCCAAAAAUGUGUCAAACGCAGAAACGACAUCGACGCUAAAACCAACGAGAGCAACUACGACGACGCGAAGAAGAAGAAGAAAAUGAAGAAGAAGAAAAAGAAAAACCCCAAAUACAAAGAGGCGAUGGGGGAAAGGAAAGUGAAGAAGAAAGAAUGGAAGAAGAAGAACAAAGCGUCGGUGGCGUUGGACGACAGCUUCAUAUUCACGCAGGGUGUCUCGGGAGAAUCCGGUCCGGCGGCAAAACCAGAACCGAAGCCUGAUCGCGUACAGACGAAAACCAAAAGAAAAAAGGUGGCGUUUGAUUUGUCGCCGCGCUACAUCCCCGCCAAACGACCGAAAUUCGUCCCGUCAACGCCCAAAGAGAAGCAUGUGGCAGGGGGCGGCGAGAGUCGCUCGCCGGUGGCGGCGACGCAGCGCGGCCAGACUCAACCCAGCGACGACGACUCCCCGUGCGCCAGCGACGACAUCAACAGCCAGGACCUGUUCAUCACGCAGAAGACGUUCCGGACGUCGCCCCGCGAGCCGUCCGGCGGCGAAGCUCUCGGUACGACCCCUCCGCCAAUCGCACGGCCGUUACCUGACGGAUCAAAUCUACAGCAGCGUCGUAAAAGGGACGAAGAGCAGAUGACAGCCUCAAAAGAAGAAGAAGAAGAAGAAGAGGAGAGGUGGUUGUUCACACAGCGACGUCCCGAGGAGGAAAGUUUUCCGAGACAGACGGAGUCAAACUCAAACCCCAGAGGAGCGAAUCCUUUCCUGGACGAUCCAGUCGUAGUGAACUCCUCCCUGGACGUAUCAAAAUCCUGUCCGUCGAGCCGACAGUCUCCUCCGGGUCGUCUCGACUCGGACGACGCUUCCCCGCUUCCCCGCCGGACGUCAAAUUCGACCACCUCCUCCACCCAGACGGAGAACUUCUUCACCGCCGAGUUGUCCUCCUACCUCCGCUUCUGCCAGAAGAGUCUACGCGUCGAGAACGCGGAAGCUCUGGACUUGAGUCUGCCGCUCAGGGCCAGGAACGACCUCGGCAGGUGUUCGUCCGUGACGGAGACCGGUCACGGAGGCCCCGGCCGGCGGCCAUCUUGUUCCUCAGACUCGAAGGACGCGGAGGUGAAGAAGGAGGAGCCUCCCGGCCGACAGCGAUGCUCCGUCCGCCUGCAGAGGAAACUAGGCAAAAGGACCCCGAGCCCGCAGUCAGAGUCCGAGGCCAAGUCGGCGGACGCGAUGACGUCCAGCGAAGACUGCGACGCCACCGGCAAGCCGGACCUGACGCAGGUCCGAGCGGUUCAGACGAGACUCAACGAGUCGUUCUUCUUCAAGGCGAAGGGCGACGGUCCGUCGCAGAGGCCGGCGUCUCCGCUGAUGAAGCUCGCCCAGGGCCGGGAGGUGACAGGCGGGAAGGGUCGCCAGCACCCGAGGUCAUGAGGAUGUCGUCGGUGGUUCUCACGUUCUUGAAGAGCGCCACCUACAGAGUGGGCAGGUGAAUGAAAUUCAGCUCUUGAUGAACUGUCACGUUGGUCGGCCCCUUUUUCAAAAUGCAGAGUCUGACACGGCAGCUCUGCAGUAACAUCCUCCUUCAUGUUUGUGUCAACUCCAUGGUUAAGUUUUCAGGUCGUGUGUUUCUUGUAUUUUGUCCGCCGCCAUUUUUUUUAAUCAACGAGGGAACUAACAGAAAUGUCUCUUUGUGUGAUGCGACACAGUUUAACAGCAAAACAAAACUAUACGCUCUGAAAUUAUCGUACGUCUGAUUUAACAAGUGAACAGGAACCUUCGAGGAGUUACUGCAGGACGUUCGCUUUAGCCAGGUUUACCUAAUUAACUGAAACCUUUACUGUACAUACUAUCUUUGUUUGUAUAUGACCUGAAUUUUCAAGUUGUACGUUUCUAUAAUGUUGUUAUAGUGUUUUUAUUGACGGGUUUGUUGUGCGAGUUCCUGUUUUUACUUAUCAGUU
Messenger RNA from Scophthalmus maximus (turbot), 2192 nucleotides. RefSeq lists its product as uncharacterized. The coding region runs from base 1 to 1665 and encodes 554 amino acids. The transcript is spliced from 4 exons. The record is from RefSeq and is a predicted model, not a curated record. Lineage: Eukaryota; Metazoa; Chordata; Actinopteri; Pleuronectiformes; Scophthalmidae.